This is a messenger RNA of Hydra vulgaris (swiftwater hydra), 4352 nucleotides long. RefSeq lists its product as uncharacterized. The record is from RefSeq and is a predicted model, not a curated record. Gene Ontology annotation, molecular function: protein binding. Gene Ontology annotation, biological process: transcription by RNA polymerase III. Gene Ontology annotation, cellular component: transcription factor TFIIIC complex. Lineage: Eukaryota; Metazoa; Cnidaria; Hydrozoa; Anthoathecata; Hydridae.
UAUUAGAAAAAAAUAACAGCAUUUUGUGAUGUAUUUAUAAUUUAAGAUCAUAAAAGAAACAGUUGCUAUGAACACAGUGCAUUUGUUCAAUUGGCUUGAAAGACUUUUUAAAUUUAGUAUUAAUAUGGUUGUAUUGUUAACUGGUUUUCAUUACAAUUGUAAAAUCUUUGUUUAAUACUAUUAAUAAAGUUAUAAUACCAAAAGUUUAUUUAUAAGAAACAGUAUGUCUAAAUUAAACUGCAAUAUUUCUAAUGUGAAAACAGAAAAUAAUGAAGAGAAUUUAUCUUGUAUUGGACAAAAGCAGAACUUAUAUUCAACUCCAAAUUUUGAUAAUAAAAACAGUAAAAAAUUACGGAUAAAAAGGUAUUCUCCGAUAAAAAGCAGUCCUGAAUCGAUUAGUAUGAUGAUUUUUAUUGCUAGACCGGACAUUUUACCAAUUAGUGCAAAUUUUACUACUGAGAAAGUAAAAAAUAAAAUAACUCUAGACAUGAUUCGUGAUAAUAUCUCCAUUCCUAUUGAAGUUUCAAGUCUUCAAGAUGAUGACGAAAGUUCUGUUAUGCUGCAUCACCAUAGUGAACACAAUAAUGGAAGUUUGUUAGAUUUUUUCUCAGUUACUGUAAAUGAGGCAGAGGAUAUUCCUAUUGAAGUAAUAAAAAAUUCUGGUAAACAAUCAUUAGAAAUCGAUUUUACAUCCAAGAUUACAGAAGAAGAAAAAGAUCCUAUUGUUGUUUUGGAAAAAUCAUUAUCUAAGUACGAUUUUACCUGUCCACGACAAGACUGUAAGGAGAAGUUUUUACGAUUAUCUCGGUUGUUUACUCACAUGGAAAACUGCAUUGAUAAAGUUUUAUUAGCAGAUAUGAAGUCAACACUUAUUAAAUGUCCUGAAUGUCAACACAAAUUUUGUUUGAAAGACCUUCUGUCACAUUUUUCGAAGAAACACCUUCUGCUCAAUUGGUAUUUCGGUCAAGUAGACCAAGGUAAUUGGGCUAUAUGUCAAAAUUACAAAUGUGGAAAGUACAUGGAUCAAGUGGAUGACAUUGUUGAACAUUUCCGCUCAUGUGACUAUUUAUGGCAGUGUAAACAUUGUUUUAUUGAAUUUCAAUCAGAAUAUAAAGUUCGAAAGCAUUGCUGUCAGCCAACCCAAAAAGAAUAUCCUGAACCAAAAAAGUCAAACAAAAUAGAACAAGACCCUUGCAAAAAUAAAUACUUAGCUGCUAAAAUAAAAGCACUACAAGCUAAGCUAGGCAAAAAAAAGUACAAAAAAUUAAAUAAAUCAACUGAGGUAGUUAUAAAAAAAGAAUCUAACAAAUCAUUAGACAUUUCAUUAAAUAAAGAACAAUCAUCUGAAGUUUUUUCUAAAGCAUCAGAUAUAUGUGAAGUUUCUACGAAUACUGAAACUAAUCAAUCAUAUGAAGUUUCUGUUAAUGAAAAAUCCAAUGAACUUAAUCAAGAUUGCACUGAAUUAAUUAACAUCAAAAAAUCAUAUGUUUUAAACAAUCAACAACAUACUAAAAAGCCAAAAAAAAAAGAAAUAAACACAUUCAAUAAAACUAUUAGUAAAAUUGAGGAUGAACAUAUCUGCACGAAUAAUUUAGUUGAAAUAAACAAUAUAUUACCAAAAGAAAUUUCAUCGGAAUUUAUUGGUCAAAUAAGCCAUAACCAUACAAAUAAUUUAAAAGACAUAAAUAAUGUAAUCGAAAAAGAACCUUCAUUUGAAAUUGUUGUGAAAAAUAAAAAUUUUAAAAAGAAAAAAGAAAAAUCAACAAUUUCUUGUGACACACAGGAUGACUUAUCACGUUCUAAGACAUACACUCUUGAUUUGGAUAACUGGUCUAAACAAUUUCUAGAGUUUAAUGUUGUAUGCCCCAUUAUUGGUUGCAAUGGCAGCUUUUUUUUACCAUGGCAGUUAUUUAAACAUUUAAAAACAAAAUGCCUAAUGACUCCCAGUUUAAAAGAUGCAACUGCAAUUACAGAUCAACUUGAAAGUAUGAAAUUUCCUUGCUUGAUUUCAUCUUGUAAGAAGUAUAAUGAAGUAUUUUUACUUCAAGAUUUCUGUUCCCAUUACAGAACUAUCCAUAUGAUUCUUUUUAAAUUGUUAUAUCAUGUGUCACGCGGAACUGCUCAGUGUUUUAACUACAAGUGUGGAGCCAAGAUUCAAACCUCAAAAGAAGCACUUCUACAUUAUGAGCGGUGCAAAUUUUUAUGGAAAUGUGGAUCAUGUUCAAAUGAGUAUCAGAGUUUAAACUCUUCAAGAAAUCACCUUUGCAAUAAAAAAGUUGAUUUGAAGGAUCCACUACUGUGUUUAGAUGGCAAGCGUAAAAAAAGAAAAUCUGCAACAGUUGCAAUCAGUAAACUUGCUGAAAUAGCUGAAACUAAGAAAAGAAAGCAUAAUUCAGAUGAUGGUGAUGAUUAUGUUGUGGAUGAUUGCAUUGGAGAAGAUGAUGAUUUUGUUGCUUCAUCUGCGUCUUCAGAUGUUGAAGAAUUUGUUGAAAAUGAACUCGAAGACUGUAACGAAGUAAUAAGAACACGAGGUGAUAAAAGUAAUUUGAAGCUGGUUUACAAAGACAAUGCUUUUUAUGAAAUAUGGUUAAAGGAGAACAUGUCUGAUGAUGUCCUUUUUCCGGAAUGGCUCCCGAGAUCAGACUGUUUGAAAGUUAUCCCUGAUAGUGAAUACAAUCAACAUUUACCAUCGUUUUCAAAUAUUCGCAAUAUUGAAGUGGAGUAUUUUACAGAUACAAAGAAAACUUCAACAAAAGAAUUCCAUUCUGCUGAAUUAUUUAAAUCGUUUCCUAAACUGAAAGGCUCUGAUACUCUUGGUUUUAAUGCUGGAGGGCCUGUCUGGGGCCUCUCAUGGUGUCCUUCAAAAGCUGAGGAUGAUCAAAUUUUGGCAGUUUCAACCCAUAGAACACAUUCAGAGCACUACACCAUUGUUAAUAUGGCUGCUACACCAGGAUGUAUUCAAAUAUGGAAUAUAGGAAAACUUAACCAAAAUAUAUCAUCAUUGCCGCGUUUAAGUAUCUGCAUUUGCCAUUCAUAUGGUCCUAUAUACAGCAUGGAAUGGUGUCCCUCUGGCUGUUAUACUGUAGUUGAUGAAGUAAAGCGAUUUGGUCUUUUAGCUGUUGGAUGUGGAGAUGGUAAAGUUAGAAUUUUAAGUAUACCAGAUCCUUCUAGUCUUAUACAUAAUGAACCAAUCUUUGCUAAUCUUGAACCUGUUAUCACUUUGCUUCCUCAAAAGUUAGAUGCAAUUGAGCAAAUAAAAACUGGACUAACAUUGUGUGUUUCUUGGUUACCAUCUAGUGGACACUCUAAAUUAGCAGCAGGUUAUGGGGAUGGUGGUUUGAGAAUAUGGGAUUUAAAAACAUCAUCAAUAUUUCUUAAAACAGACGAUCAAGGAAAACCAGCUCUUCUACCUUUCCGAUAUAUUGAUGCCCAUUCUUACUCAUUGAGAGCAGUGGCUUGGUGCCCUUAUAAUACAAAUAUCAUUGCAACAGGAUCUGGUGACAAGCAUUUAAAAAUAUUUGAUAUUAACAAUCCAUAUUUACCAGUGUAUUGCUCAAAACGAGAAUCAAUAUUUCACCUUGAAUGGCCAAAAAAUAGGAUCGGGUUGUUUGUGUCUUCUGAUACCUGUUUUAAUGUUUUACCAGGAUCUGCUCGAUAUUUAGUUCUUGAAUAUUUUUUUAAUUUGCAAAAGUGCGAGGCUGAUUCAAUUCAUUUAACAACUCGACACAAUGCUGCUGUUUUAAGUUGUUCUUAUAACAAUCGUCUGGAUUUAUUAGCUACUUGUGAUAUAGCUGGUGAAGUUGUAGUUUCAAAAGAUCAAGAUAAAGCUUGUAGUAAAUCUGCAACUGCUAUUCGUAAAAUUGAGCCUGUCUAUCGUGUUGAGUGUACCACAGAGAAAUUCAGCGAUGAAGUAAUUAUUGACAGUCCAAAUGAAGUAACAGAUAAAUAUAUUGAAUCAUUGGAUAUUGCUGAUUUAUACUACAAAUUAGGACCAAAGUUUGAACAAGAAUUUCAAAUCACACAAUUCAAAUUUAUUGACUCAAAUAAGUUUGAAUUCAGUCAAAAUCGAAUGACAAAUGAUCCAGAUGUUUUGAGAGUUUCAAAAUAUGAUAAUAUGGCUGCUACAGUUUUGGAGAAAAUUGAAAAGCGUGCUGUUCAAAGGAUACAAUGGAAUCCUAAUGAGGGGUGUAACACUUGGCUUGCAUCAGGAACUCGAAUGGGUGUUGUUCGUCUUCACAAUUUCAAAGCAUGGGCAUCAAAUUAAGAUAUAUAUUUAUGAAACAUAUUUAUAUUGCUUUUGUACAUUUUGUUUUAUUAAAAAUAAAAAUUUCUAUGAAAAUAGAAUUGUCUAA